AUCAUUACACCCAAAAGGCAAAAAAUUCAAGUGUAGUCUAUAUGGAGAAGUGUCGCAUCUUACUUGUCACCUUUCCGGCACAAGGUCACAUUAACCCAUCAUUGCAAUUCGCCAAGCGCCUUGUCCGAAUGAGUGUCAAAGUCACCUUCUUAACCAGCGUCUCUGCCAUUCGCCACAUGGCCAAAACCACUCCACCUCCAGAAGGAUUAGCCUUCGCUUCCUUCUCUGAUGGUUAUGAUAAUGGGUGGACAGUUAGUGACGAACGCUUCAUAUCUGAGCUUACAAGACUUGGUUCCCAAGCGGUGGCAGAACUCAUCACCGCCGGUGCUGCCGAAGGCCACCCGUUUAUCCAUGUGAUCUACACCACCCUACUUCCAUGGGUAGGACGGGUGGCGCGUCGCCUUCAUCUCUCCGCCACACUUCUUUGGAUUCAACCAGCCACCGUUUUCGAUAUUUAUUAUUAUUACUUCAAUGGUUACGCUGAGAUCAAUAAAAAUAAUAGCAGUGACCCCUCAUUUUCCAUUGAAUUACCAGGGCUGCCACCUCUUGCCAUUUGUGACCUUCCCUCUUUUUUUCACUCUUCAAAUUCAAACAUAUACAAUUUCGCAAUCCCAGCAUUAAUGGGGCAUUUUGAGCUACUUGAUGAAGAAACAAACCCAAAAGUACUCCUAAACACCUUUGAUGCUUUGGAAACUGAGGCCCUAAGGGCUAUUGAGAAGUAUAACUUAAAGGCAAUAGGACCACUAAUACCAUCAGCUUUCUUGGAUGGAAAAGAUCCAUCUGAUACGUCCUUUGGAGGCGAUCUCUUUCAAAAAUCAAGAGAUUAUGUGGAAUGGUUGAACUCAAAAACCAAAUCUUCUGUGGUUUACGUAUCGUUUGGAAGCAUAUCCGUGUUAUCAAAGCAACAAAUGGAAGAGCUUGCCUUCGGAUUGCUAGAAAGCCAUCGGCCAUUUUUGUGGGUGAUUAGAGGAACUGGUAAUGGGGAGAAAGAAGAAGAAAAGUUGAGUCGCAGUGAAGAACUAGAAAAACAGGGGAUGAUAGUGCCAUGGUGUUCUCAAGUGGAGGUUCUUUCGCACCCAUCGGUGGGGUGUUUUGUGACACAUUGCGGGUGGAAUUCGACAGUGGAGAGCUUGGUUUCUGGGGUGCCAGUGGUGGCGUUUCCGCAGUGGACCGAUCAGACGACCAAUGCAAAGCUCAUCAAAGACGUUUGGAAGACUGGGGAGAGGGUGACUGAGAGUGGAGGAGUCGUCGGAGGUGGUGAAAUCAAGAGGUGCUUAGAGCUGGUGAUAGGAAGCGGAGAUAGAGGCGAAGAGAUGAGAGAGAAUGCUAAGAAAUGGAAGGAUUUGGCGAGGGAAGCUGUGAAGGAAGGUGGAUCCUCGGACAUGAAUCUUAAGGCUUUUGUGGAUGAGAUUCGAGGUGGCAGUCAGUAAAAUUUAUUCACAAAGGCCAAUUCUAGACAACCAAAAUAAGGCAUUGGUAUUGAUAUUGAAUAAGCACUGCAUCAUUUGAUUUCUAGUUUCGUUUUUAUUUUUUUGUUGUUGGUCUAGCAUAUGUUUUAUGGUUGAGUACCCUUUUUUACUUUCUCUUCAUUUGUUUUGAGGGGUGUCAUGCUUGU
Messenger RNA from Ilex paraguariensis (yerba mate), 1615 nucleotides. Lineage: Eukaryota; Viridiplantae; Streptophyta; Magnoliopsida; Aquifoliales; Aquifoliaceae. The record is from the annotation of a GenBank genome assembly.